Messenger RNA from Triticum aestivum (bread wheat), 597 nucleotides. RefSeq lists its product as uncharacterized. The record is from RefSeq and is a predicted model, not a curated record. NCBI's taxonomy places the organism in Eukaryota, Viridiplantae, Streptophyta, Magnoliopsida, Poales, Poaceae. The transcript is spliced from 2 exons. Bases 136 to 315 code for a protein of 59 amino acids.
CCACUCCUCUUCUUUCCCCUCACCUCCCCCCGUCCACGCCGCAACGCAACAAGAGAGAGAGAGAAUCAGAUCUUGGCGGACUCGAAUCCAAUCCAAUCCAAUCCAAGGCGGAGGUCGAGAUCAAAGCCACCGGAGAUGAAGUUCUUCUCGGCGUUCGACCCGUGGCCGGUGUUCUUCCGCCGGGAGUGGGGCCGCACCUGGCCCUUCCUCGCCGGCUUCGCCGUCACGGGGACCCUCAUCACCAAGAUGACCGCCGGCUUCACCGAGGAGGACCUCAAGAACUCCAAGUUCGUCCAGGCGCACAAGAACAAGUAGUCGCCGCCCGCCCGGCCCGUCCGCCGCCAGGUCACAGGGGCAGCAGCUGAGUUACCGGCAUGUGUCCUUGAUGCGGCGAGCCAAUCCCCACCCUCACUAUUGUGAUUGAACUUUCUGUUUUUUGUUCGAAUCCAACUGCGUGCAUUUUUGCCGCUCUGGUUUGUAAUGUAAUAAGCGACAUUUGAAUCGUCGAAUCCAAGAAAAAAACCGGCUUCGGAUAAAGUAGCUGCCAUGGGUCACUCUGUCUAUGCACAAUGAAGACGCUCUCUGUUUCGUUUCGCA